Gadus chalcogrammus (walleye pollock) is the source of this 2418-nucleotide messenger RNA. Its product is annotated as titin-like. The record is from RefSeq and is a predicted model, not a curated record. The transcript is spliced from 9 exons. Bases 87 to 2417 code for a protein of 776 amino acids. Gene Ontology annotation, biological process: cell adhesion. Gene Ontology annotation, molecular function: integrin binding. Lineage: Eukaryota; Metazoa; Chordata; Actinopteri; Gadiformes; Gadidae.
CUUUUAGUUUGAGGAAGUCUCCACCCCAAGAUGCCAUAUCACAGUUGCUCUAUCAUUCUGUCCGCACAGGCACAAAGAUUAGCAACAUGUUGCAAUACGUCUUGAUAUGGUGCUUUCUGGUGCUUAUGACUGCACAGAAUGAUACUCCUGAGUUCCUGUUCACCCCUUUGAUCCAAAAUGUGACAGAGGGCGACAAUGUGACACUUGAAUGUCCAGCGCGCGGGAACCCUGCUCCUGCAAUCAGCUGGGACCCCAACAAUGACACGUUGAGCGCCACUGAGAAUCAGACAACUCUCCUUAUUAUAGGAGUUUCCCAAAGCAAAAACUAUUCAUGCACAGCCACCAACCGAAAUGGGACAAUUUUUCAGACUUUUAAUGUGAAUGUUAAAAAGAAAUCCGCAACAUUCACAAACCAGUCAAAAACAGCAUGUCCACUGGAGUUUAUUCCCAAAAGGGUGGUGGAGAGAUACGGAGCCUCGUUGUCAGUCAUCUGUAGGCCUACCACAACGUCUGCGGAGCCUGACAUCAUUGGCUGGGAGGCUCCGAUUGGCAAAUGGAAUUUGAAUAUGCCUGACAAUAAGUCUGCUACUUGGAAUGUGGAAAAAUUUGAAGACUGGACAUUUGAGCCCUUCUGCUUUGGGACUUUUUCUGAUAAUCAGUGUUCCGUGACCCUGCCCAUCACACUUUACAAGACUCCAGACACGGUGUCCAUCUCUGUGCAGAACCACAGUGGUCCACUGCAGGAGGGCAGAAGGUACACACUGCAGUGUGACGUCUUCAACGUGGCUCCUUUAGCCGCCCUCACUGUGUCCUGGCUCUGGAAGGGGGAAAUAAUUCUAACACACACAUAUGAUGACAAUCUCACAAAGACGCCUGAAAAUGUGACGUUCACGUGGGAAAUCACCGCUUUUAGAAAUUAUAGUAAUGAGGUGAUCACAUGUCUGACGAUCUUGGAUCCCAAACAAGAUGGACCCUCACAGCAAGUUAACACAUCGAAAGACUUCCAAGUCAUUGUGCAUUAUGCUCCUGAGUUCCUGUUCACCCUUUUGAUCCGAAAUGUGACAGAGGGCGACAAUGUGACACUUGAAUGUCCAGCGCGCGGGAACCCUGCCCCUGCAAUCAGCUGGGACACAAACAAUGACACGUUGAGCACCACUGAGAAUCAGACUACUCUCCUUAUUAUAGGAGUUUCCCAAAGCAAAAGCUAUUCAUGCACAGCCACCAACCGACAUGGGACAAUUUUACAGACUUUUAAUGUGAAUGUUAAAAAGACCUCCACCAGUACCACCACCACCGCAACAACAAUAACAACUACCGCAACAUUCAUGAACCAGCCAACAGCAUGUCCGCUGGAGUUUAUUCCCAAAAGGGUGGUGGAGAGAUACGGAGCCUCGGUGUCAGUCAUCUGUAGGCCUACCACAACGUCUGCGGAGCCUGACAUCAUUGGCUGGGAGGCUCCGAUUGGCAAAUGGAAUUUGAAUAUGCCUGACAAUAAGUCUGCUACUUGGAAUGUGGAAAAAUUUGAAGACUGGACAUUUGAGCCCUUCUGCUUUGGGACUUAUUCUGAUUAUCAGUGUUCCGUGACCCUGCCCAUCACACUUUACAAGACUCCAGACACGGUGUCCAUCUCUGUGCAGAACCACAGUGGUCCACUGCAGGAGGGCAGAAGGUACACACUGCAGUGUGACGUCUUCAACGUGGCUCCUUUAGCCGCCCUCACUGUGUCCUGGCUCUGGAAGGGGGAAAUAAUUCGAACACAAACAUAUGAUGACCAUCUCACAAAGACGCCUGAAAACGUGUCGUCCACGUGGGAAAUCACCGCUUUUAGAAAUUAUAGUAAUGAGGUGAUCACAUGUCUGACGAUCUUGGAUCCCAAACAAGGUGGACCCUCACAGCAAGUUAACACAUCAGCAGUCUUCAAAGUCAUUGUGCAUUAUGCCCCUAAGUUCACUGAUGAAUAUGAUUCCGUGGAAGUGGUCACAGGCGGAAAUGUGUCCUUCGGCUGGAGUGCUGAGGGUAACCCGCCUCCUGAAGUCAAGUGCAAUUACCCAGUUGCUAUCAAUGCGAGGGCAACCACACGGGGUCGCCAGCAUACCGUUAGCAUCACAAGGGCCACGUCGGCCAACGGUGGAAUUUACAACUGCGUUGCCACGAAUGAAGUUGGUACUGCUACAUGGCAAACUACACUGACGAUAACCCCUCUAGAUCAUACCACUGGCGGUAACUACCCUCUGAUACUGGUUGUUAUUCUGGUCAUUAUCAUUAUUAUCAUGCUCUUGUGUUACUACUAUUGCACAAAAAAACAUGGUAGAUAUAGUUUAAUAAGCGCCAGAAAUAAUGAUGUCCCUCUGCACAAGUUGUAUAGGCUACUAACGAUAAGUUAUGAUCAGUUGUAUAAAGAACGAGCAAAAAUGUGAU